This is a messenger RNA of Spinacia oleracea (spinach), 3168 nucleotides long. RefSeq names its product cation/H(+) antiporter 2-like. Gene Ontology annotation, molecular function: antiporter activity. The record is from RefSeq and is a predicted model, not a curated record. Lineage: Eukaryota; Viridiplantae; Streptophyta; Magnoliopsida; Caryophyllales; Amaranthaceae. Bases 251 to 2596 code for a protein of 781 amino acids. Gene Ontology annotation, cellular component: membrane; endomembrane system. The transcript has 4 exons. Gene Ontology annotation, biological process: proton transmembrane transport; regulation of pH.
UAACCAUGAGUACUAAAUCUCUUUGUCUCUCCAUUUUCCCCCAUUCUCAAUGUCAACAAAACCAAAAAUUAUCCACAAUAAUAACAAAUUUCCGACACAAUCAGGCGCCGGAAAUAAAGAAGAAGAUGGGAGAAAAAACAUCGCCAAUACUCUCAUCAAUUUUAACCAUUGUCACAAUAUCAAUUAUUUAAUCACUUUUAUUCAUUUCUAAAAAACUUAUAUUACAUUAUUUGAAAAUAGUAAUAAUAAUAUGGAUGUUACUACAAAGGUAUUAUGUGGGCAAGAUUUAUUCAACCCAGUUUUGGCAAUGGGUUUACAAGCCUCUUUGCUUCUUUCGUUGUCUCAUCUCCUUCAAAUUGGUGUUAAGUCUAUUGGAAUUCCCACGCCUAUACCUCAAAUGAUUGCUGGGUUGUUGAUUGGUCACUCAUUUUUGUCUAAUCCAAAUUUGUUUGGAGAAAACUUCAUUCAGGCUAGCUCUGCGGACUACUAUAAUGUGUUGGCGUUUUUCGGUAGAACUUGUGUUGUAUUUUUGAUAGGACUUGAGCUGGAUAUUUCCUAUAUGAAGCGUCAUAUACGUGCUGCGAGUACUAUUGUUGUUGGUUCUGCAUCACCAUGUAUUGUCAUCGCUGGAGCUACCUCUUACUUGAUGUUCACAAACUUUAUAAACAACAAGGCAAGCUUUACGGCUUUUUUCUUUAUUUUUAUGGUGGCAAUAGCUAACUCGGCCUCUCCUCUUAUUAUCCGUUUCAUAUCUGAACUAAGGCUUGGAACUUCAGAUUUUGGGCGUUUGGCUAUAUGUGCUUCUAUGAUUAAUGAUAUCAUAUGUAUAUUCGUCGGGGGUCUAGUGACGAUGAUUAUUCGAGCCCAUUUUAAAUGGACAACAUGGUUAUGGUCUUUGCUUUUCACUGUCGUUGUUUGCUUUAUAGUGAGACGCAUAGCCUUUUUGCUUAACAAGCUAAGUCACGAAAGUCAGUACCUAAAGAAUACUCAAAUUCUUCCUUUAUUUCUCUUAGUUCUUCUUAGUGCAACUGUGGUUGAUAAAUGGGGAUCUGCUAAUAGCUUGUUGGCCGCAUUAGCUCUUGGAUUAACAUUCCCUCGCAAAGGAAAAACAGCUCGUACAAUGAUUCAUAAGUUAUCUUAUACCGUGUAUACUUUCGUUCUCCCAAUUUACUUUGGCUACACAGGUUUUCAAGCUGACUUCACAAACGCUAAAGACACCAAGAAUUUACUUACCAUCGUUGGGGUUUUACUGUUAUGCAUUGGUGGCAAAAUUUCAGGCACUCUCAUUGCUUGUUGUCGAUUAAAUAUUCCACUGAAAGAAGGGAUUGUGCUUGGUUUACUACUUAAUUUGAAAGGUCACUAUGAUGUUAUGAUCUUAGGAUCCAUCACACUUAAAGAAGAUUGGAAUAAGGGCUUCGUCGAGGUGAUGUUAAUAACAACAAUAUUAAAUACGCUCAUUUCAGGAAUCGCCAUUGUUUUUUUAGUUUCUAAGGACAACAAUACAUUUGCUUAUAGGGCUGUACCCCUUGACCAACAAAACCCGGAAACAGAGCUACGGGUGUUGGCAUGUGUUCAUGGUCCUCGUAAUGUUCCAACUAUGGUAAAAGUCAUUGGAUGGUUGAGUUGGUCAAAAGAUUUACCUAUAUGUGCUUACCUUAUGCACUUGGUUGAGCUUCUCCCUAAGAAAAGGACAAGUAAGAUGUAUCACCAAUUAGAGGAUGACGAACUGAGUGAUGAUGAUGCUUAUGGUGGAAAUGAUGCUGUGGAGAUCAAUAAUGGUGUUGAUGACUUUGUCGGUGAGACGGGAGUAUUUAUUCGCCAAAUGAAGGUUGUUUCAUCCAUAUCAAAACUUUCUGAGGAUGUGUGUGAUAUAGCAGAAGAUUUACGAGCAUCACUUAUAAUCCUCCCUUUUCAUAAGCAUCAAAGAAUAGAUGGGAAAAUGGAAAGUGGUAAGGAGGGUAUACGCACAACUAAUCAGAGAGUGCUUCGCCAUGCGCCUUGCACGGUUGCCAUCCUUGUUGACCGAGGACUUGGAGGGUCUUCACAACAGUCAAAUCAACUUGGUUUAAACACAGUGCCACAUGUUGCAGCUUUGUUUUUUGGAGGAUCUGACGACCGUGAAGCGUUGUCUCUUAGUACAUACAUUGCAAUGCAUCUUGACAUGAACCUUACUAUCAUUAGGUUUCUCCAAGCAUCUUCGAACGACAAUACUCCAGAGAGGAUCAAUGUUUCGUCGGUGGAUAAUGAGCAGAUUUUAAUGGCAAUGCCAAGUCGUGGGGCUCAAGAUGAGGCAGACGAUGCCUUUCUAGAGGAUUUCUACAACAGGUAUGUAACCUCUGGUCAAGUGGGAUACAUAGAGAAGUGUGUGAGGAAUGGAUCCCAAACAGCUACUGCAUUGAGAGACAUCAUUGAUAUGUAUCAAUUGUUCAUAGUUGGGAAUGGGGGACGCCGAAAUUCAGCUAUAACAACUGGGAUGAGUGAUUGGGAAGAAUGCCCAGAAAUCGGCAAUGUUGGAGAUCUCUUGGCUUCUUCGGAGUUUGACCCUAAUUGCUCAGUUUUGAUCAUCCAGCAGUACAAGGCUCCUCUAGAUGACUGACUAACUAACAACUUGUGUAAAUAUAAUGACGAAGAUUUGCUAUAUCCAACCUCCUGGUAUAUGUGUGUCCAAGUUAAGGAAAAUUACUGUGCUUCUUAUUUUGGAAAAGGAGACAUGCACUUCUUCACGUGUCGUGUAUGUUAAACAAGGUGUGCAUUCUAAUUGUUACAUAACCCUAUUCACCAUUACAGUUGCAGUCCGACAACCAUCUCUUGACCGUAUCAUGACAUAUUUAGCUUUGUCAUGGUUUUGGUUUGGUCAAAUAUGUAGGAAUUCUUUAGACAUUAGAGAUCAAAUAGGUUAAUUUAGUUUAGCCAGUGUUCAUUAGAGUUGCUAAAUUAUGUAAGUUUGUAUGCGCCUUUUUAGUUUAGAUUUAUGUUGAUUUGGUAAUACUCUACUAAUUCUUUGGAACUUCGCUAUACUUUGUAGAAUAUUUUAUGUAAGAGAUGUGAUGAUUCUAGGUAGCCUGAAACUGUAAAAAGUAUGUUCUGUUCAUGAAGCUAUUUGUAUGUAAUGUUUAAAUUAGUCAUUCUCUAUUCUACACCAAGUUUUAGUCACUUUUCUCUGUUCUA